UCUAAAAUGAGAAAUUUAUUAAAUAAUAUCAAUGAGUGAUUGAUAAUCUUGCCGGCACUGAACAUGACACGUGUUGCGCGUAUAAGAUUUUUUAUAUAUUUUCGAAACAUUAAAACUGUGUAUGAUCUUGCAUAAGACCUUCUAAUACGUAAGACAUAUAUUUGAAGUGUUCAAAAGUGUUUGAAAUCGUCGUUUUAAAAGCAGCUUUUAGCGUCAUGUCAUAAGUUGUGUCUACAGAAUCUGGAUAGUAGCCCAAUAAAUAGCCCAACAAAUGAUUUGCAUCUGGCAUAUCGCAAAUAAACCAUUAAUCUAUUUAUUGACAUUCAAUAAACAGGUCAUCGUGUAUGACGCAAGUUGUUAUGCACUUUACGUUCGGCGCGAUUAAAGCGUAUUCGGCUCCUCUUCUCAUUAAUGACGACAAUGAAGACAAGUUGAAAUUGACUCAAGAAUGAGCUUUGAAAAUAAAAGUGAAGUAAUACAAGAAGACACGCCUAAUAUGUUCCUACAAGACAUUCAACGAUAUUAUACGCCGAUUCUCGUACAUUUCGGUUUGCUGGGCAACUGUUUAUCCGUAUGUGUGUUCUUCGGUACGAAGCUACGUUAUUUUUCAUCUAGUAUUUAUUUGGGCGCGCUGGCAAUAAGUGACACCAUCUUCUUAGUGACGAUUUUUGUAGUCUGGCUUAAUAUGGUGCAAAUAGAUCUGUUCAAUCGGUGGGGUUUCUGCCAGUUUUUCAUUUAUCUCAGCACUCUCUGCAGCUUCCUCAGCGUGUGGCUUAUAGUAGCUUUUACCGUCGAAAGAUACGUGGCAGUCAGAUGGCCGCUUCGUCGUCAAUCUUUAUGUACGGCCACCCGAGCAAAAGCUGUAGUGAUCAGCCUGACAGUAUUAGCGAUUCCGGUGUGCAGUCCGGUAGUUCUGUUUUCUACGUCUAAUGAGAACACGACUGGCUGUGAAUUGGACAAUGAUUGGGAAACCUGGGCAAAUGCCUACAAUACCUUCGAUACAAUCAUGACGUUUGCCUUGCCCCUGACUAUGAUAGUAAUCUUUAAUACCCUAAUAGCGCGCAAUAUUUACAAGCUCGACCAUGUUCGACGAACUUUGACUAUAGAAUCCAACGCUUCCAAUGAUAAAGCUCAGACUCUUCGAGAUAGAAUGCCACAGACUAAAGUUACGAAAAUGCUUCUGCUCGUUUCGAGCACAUUCUUCUGUCUCAAUAUGCCAUCGUUCGUUCUCAGAGUGAUCGCUUUUCUUUACGAAUAUCACAAAUCACCAACAUGGCUCACUCCAGCGCAGCAAAUGUGCAAUUUAUUGUUCAACACGAGCUUCGGAAUAAAUUUUGUUUUUUAUUGCGCGAAUGGGCAGAAUUUUCGCAGAGCAAUGGUUCGCAUGUUUAUAAAACGUCCAAAUACUAGAAGAAACGGAACUCUUAUACAGAUGGCGAGUCAUGGAAAGCAGUAUGUUUCAGAAUUCACGCAUAGGUGCAAUUCGACCAAACAAUCAGAGCAAAAUCAAUUUGACAAUGCGCAACAAAAAAAUUGUCAAGAAAUGCAAAAGCUCACAAUAAAUAAAAGAUUAUGAUAUAGUGAAAAAUUCUUUUCAUUAUAAUUAAUUGAAUAAACUAUGUGUUAAAAGUGGGUAGUUAAAAAUUGAUAUAUUAUAGUGCAUAGAUAUACACAGUAUUGUAAUACACAAAGAACAAAUUACUUACCAGCCUCAAGUUCUGUAGCUGAAAGCGGGCCCACAUUUCCGAAAAAGCGUUGAUCCAACAAUUGAAGAAGUUGCAAUGCUGCAUCGUGAACCGGAGCGCGGGGACAUCCUGUAUUCAUCAAUGUGACAUUGAUGACACUGGUGUAGUGAUCGCAAGGAUAUUCCCUGAAAAAGACAAAAUCAUUAAUGUAUUUACAAUGAUUUAUUGAGUCUUAUUACUAUAUCAUGAUUAUACCAACGUUUUCAUUGAUAUAAAUAUGUCUGAUACUAUUUAUUUGCUAUAUAUAUAAAUUUUCUAACUCAUACCUGGCGCUGAAAAUUGUUGCCAAAGCGAGAAAACAACCGUCGGCUACUUGCGGAGCACCAGUAUAACAUCGAUCCACCACCCAAUCCAAAAGCGUACCAAUAUCCGGAUUUCCCUCGAGCAAUAAUACGACAGUUUCACGUGCAAGUGCAUAAAUCUGCAACAAAGAUAUGGCAUUAGAUACAAUAGAAUAUGGAAUAUUAAUUCAGUCAGAAUUUAAUGCAAAGAAAGAUAUAUAUGGAAAAAAAAAUAAUUAAUUCACCUUUUCAUCUUUGCUGGCUAAUAAUGAGUCUAACCAUUGAUAUAAAAUGGCACCCUCUUCCGAAAGUGAUUGAGGAUUGAAGCAUGAUCCACAACAGAGUAAUCCACUCAUAGCUUGCAAGGCUGAGAGUUGCAAUUCCGUGCAAGAUUUUUCUUCCUCUUGCAUAGAUGAUGUACUUGUAAGCGGUUUACCAUAAACACCGGCCCAACUAGCAAAGAGCA
This is a messenger RNA of Camponotus floridanus (Florida carpenter ant), 2492 nucleotides long. Its product is annotated as growth hormone secretagogue receptor type 1. Lineage: Eukaryota; Metazoa; Arthropoda; Insecta; Hymenoptera; Formicidae. Gene Ontology annotation, biological process: G protein-coupled receptor signaling pathway. The transcript is spliced from 6 exons. The record is from RefSeq and is a predicted model, not a curated record. Gene Ontology annotation, cellular component: plasma membrane. The coding region runs from base 449 to 1576 and encodes 375 amino acids. Gene Ontology annotation, molecular function: G protein-coupled receptor activity.